Molecule: messenger RNA, 2432 nt
Organism: Chelonoidis abingdonii (Abingdon island giant tortoise)
Lineage: Eukaryota; Metazoa; Chordata; Testudines; Testudinidae
Gene: YIPF4
Product: Yip1 domain family member 4
Biological process (GO): vesicle fusion with Golgi apparatus; endoplasmic reticulum to Golgi vesicle-mediated transport
Cellular component (GO): trans-Golgi network; membrane
Source: RefSeq, a predicted model, not a curated record
AUGAUACAGGGGCGCUUGGGCACCAACAGACGGGCCUUACAACCAGCCAAUCGUGGCAGUGGCAUUGUUUCCUGUCACAGAGGUCCGCGUCAGAGUGCUGCGUCGGCCGCUGCCGCGAGUGAGACUGGGGAGGCCGGAGGCCCGCGCCUUCCUCUCGGUGCGCCUUCGCCGCCCCGCAGCGGAGACGGCGAUGCAGCCCCCGGGCCCCGCAGCCGCCCCUCUACGCGCCCAGCAACGGCGACUUCACCUCGUCCUCUCGCCGAGGCGGAAGAUCUUAGUGGCUCUAUAGCAUCUCCAGAUGUUAAGCUAAAUCUUGGAGGAGGAGGGGGAGAGUUCAUCAAAGAAUCUACUGCAACAACAUUUUUGAGACAGAGAGGAUAUGGCUGGCUUCUGGAAGUAGAAGAUGAUGAUCCAGAAGAUAACAAGCCACUUCUGGAGGAACUGGACAUUGAUCUGAAGGAUAUUUACUACAAAAUUCGAUGCGUGUUGAUGCCUGUGCCAUCUCUUGGGUUUAAUAGACAGGUAGUGAGAGAUAACCCUGAUUUUUGGGGCCCUCUGGCAGUUGUCCUCUUCUUCUCCAUGGUUUCAUUAUAUGGACAGUUCAAGGUGGUUUCUUGGAUUAUAACUAUAUGGAUAUUUGGAUCCUUGACAAUUUUUUUAUUGGCCAGGGUUCUUGGAGGAGAAGUUGCAUAUGGGCAAGUUCUUGGUGUGAUAGGAUAUUCUCUACUUCCACUCAUUGUAAUAGCACCUGUCCUCUUGGUGGUUGGAUCAUUUGAAGUUGUAUCUACACUAAUAAAACUGUUUGGAGUCUUUUGGGCUGCAUACAGUGCUGCUUCAUUACUAGUCGGAGAAGAAUUUAAGACUAAGAAGCCCCUUCUGAUUUAUCCAAUCUUUUUAUUAUACAUCUACUUCUUGUCCUUGUACACUGGAGUGUGACCUGAAGUGUUGGAUGUGGCCAGAAACAAUAUUUUAUUCACAUGCAGACUGGUAAAACAUAAGAUUAAGGAGGCUGGAGAAAAUAGGAGUGACUGUUUUAUAUCCAGUUGUUGAAAAGUUUUAAGACCUAAACGCAUUUGUGUAUAUUAUUUAGUCAAGCAAUUAUAGCUAUGUGGAUUUGUAUCAGAGUUCUAGGUUUAAGAUUCUUUAGAUUUUCAUGAAUUAAUAUAAGAACUUUGUGUUUUAUAAGAUUGUGUAGCAAAAAUACAGCUUGAUACCUGUGCCAUAAGCACCAGGACCAGAUUACGAUAUUACAUUGAACGGGAAUAUGAAAAAAUAUCGGUAAUGGUCUCAAAGUGCAAUUUUUAUUUUCAAUUAAACAUAGCUGGCUUUUUUGGCACAGCAAAUUCUGUAUAUAUUUAUGAAACAGUCCUGAUGGUUCACCGAAUAGGCUCUAUAAUUGAGACAUGAAGAUAUUAGUAUUUUUAUGUUAAAGCCCCAGAUUUCUUUGAUUUGGCGUUUGAGAUUUUAUAAAUUCUAAUUUAAUUUGGGGAAAAAAAGUGUACAUGUAUAUUUUGUAUCUAUUGCUUGCGUGUAGCAGAUAUACUCCUUGUUUAAGGACGUACAUUGGGUUUUCAACACUUGAAGACCCAAGCAUUUGAAUUAAAAUUCGCAUUUAUAUCUCUGCCCAGUGGAGCAAGACAUAUGCUGUGUGACAUUAAUUCAUUAAAUGGCUUAUUUGCGGAAUCAAAUUAUUUCAUAUUUAACAAGAUCUGAAUUUGAAGUCACACAAAACAACUGUCAACUGCAGCAUUGGAGUAAGGUGUGGGAGAAGGAAGAUAAUGUAUCAAAUUUGUGAAUGACGAAAUAAACAGAAUGCUUCCCUAACCUUAUAUCUGUUUUGUAACACCUCCUUCUGUACUGCUUUUAAUGGUAUGUAAUUUAACCAGUCAGGAGUGUUUUUCUAAUAUACUGUUAAUCUUUUGUAAAAUGAAAUAUUAAGAUUCUUAAAAGCCUGAUUCUGCCUCCAUUGAGUAAGUAGGGCAGAAUUAGGGACUUAGCAACAAAUUUUCACACUAAUUUUGACUAUCAAAUUAGGUAAUAUUGUGAUAACAUUAAAUACUUCCUGUAUAUACUAUAUAAAUUGUUUGUGUAAUGGUUUAUGUUGAUAAUAUUAAUGGAAAUUAUGGAAAGAAAAAACAUUAUUGAAAGUAACUUAGCAUGAUAUUUACUUUAUUGAAGUAAAGUUGUUUGCUAUCUUCAGUAGGUAAUAUUUGGAAAUAGGUUUUGACUGACUUGCAAAUUUUUUUUGCAAACUUUUGUCUCUUAAAAAUAAUAAUAGUACAACCAGAUAUCCUUACUGCAAAUAAAAAAAACCUAUCAAACAUUGUAAGGUGAUAUGAGGAACUGUCUGUGCUCUGUAGUAGUAGUCAAACUACUGUGAUUUAGCUUCAGUUCUGCAAUAUUUUUAAUAAAAUUAUCCAUAUAACUUGAAA